AUGGGGUUAGGAAUCCUUGAAGUCCCAGGCCACGUACCAGGCACGACACGAUACUUCGAUGAUCCAGAUCGUCCCCAGAUUGCCGACACGACCGAUGCGCGCGGCCUCAAGUGUGAUCGUAGCGGUCCCGUCCCCAUUAUACUGAACCCCCAGCCGUCGGAUGACCCAAAUGAUCCGUUGAACUGGCCACUCUGGCAGCGCGAUGUCAUCACCUUCAUCCUCUCGCUCACGGCCAUCUUCGCAACCGCCCUAGGGCCCAUCCUCGCCGCCAACACGCUGACUCUGUCGGUGUAUUUCCGGCUGAACUUCACUUACAUCGCCCUGCUGACAGGGUACUUCCUGCUGGGCGUGGGCGUCGCCGGGUUCUUCUUCGUGCCUUCGGGCCGGAUAUGGGGCAAGCGACAUCUCUUCAUACUAGGCCUGGUCAUCCUGAUCGCCACGAGCGCGUGGGCUGGCGCUGUCGGACACAACUACACGAGCUUGCUAUGGGCGCGCAUUAUCCAGGGGGUCGGCACGGCGCCCUUUGAGGGCCUCGUGAACGCUGCUGUCGGAGAUUUAUAUUUUGUUCAUCAACGAGGCAAACGAAUGGCAUUCACAAACUUAGCCGUCUUCGGUGGCGCAUUCUUCACCCCUAUCCUCGUCGGAAAGAUCACGCAUACGAUUAAAUGGUGGUGGACCUUUAACCUGGUCUCGAUCUUCUGCGCCGCAUGCCUGGUCGCUGUAUUCUUGUUCUGUCCGGAAACUGCCUACCGGCGCGACGCGUCGCUAAACACAGAUAUCGGCGGCUCUGCAGCCUCGGAAGACCGAUCAACCAAUGAUGAGGAAAAGAGAGCCGUAGGUCAACAGGGAGUACAAGUCACUACUACACCCCAGCCCGCUCGGCCGAAAAAGACGUUCGCGGAAAGACUCGCGCUCUUCGAUGGUCGUAAGACAGACGAGAAUUUUUUGAAGCUCUUGUUUCGCCCACUCCCACUGUUCGCACAGCCGGCUUUUCUGUGGGCAGCGCUCAUACAGGGGACAAUGAUCGGAUGGACAGUCUUCAUCGGCGUCAUCUUGGCUGCUAUAUUCCUCGGGCCACCCCUUUUCUGGGGCGAGGUUCAGACCGGGUAUGCGUAUACAGGACCGUUUCUCGGUGCGCUGCUCGGAUUUUUCACCGCUGGUGUCUUCGCCGACUGGUCGGCGAAGGCGUUAACACGUCUUAAUGGUGGAAUCUAUGAGCCCGAGUUUCGCCUCGUGCUCGUGAUUCCGCAGCUCGUGUUCGCUACCCUGGGCCUCUUUGGUUUUGCUGUUACGGCCCAGGGGACUUUGGAGAGUCAAUUCCACUGGGUAGUUCCAAUUGUAUUCUUCGGUUUCGAGGUCGCUGGUACUGUAAUUGGUGCUGUGGCGAGUUCUCUAUAUAUUGUUGAUGCGUACCGGGAUCUCGCUAUCGAAGGCUUCACGUGCCUCAUCAUCUUCAAGAAUUUAUUCAGCUUCGGAUUGACAUUCAAGGCUUACGACUGGCUUGUACGCGGCGGUAUUCGAGAGGUCUUCUUCGCUAUCGGGGCCGUGCAGAUUGUCGUGUGUUUCCUGAGCGUGCCUAUGUACAUCUUUGGGAAACGGAACAGAGAUUUCUUCCAUCGCUAUGACCUAUUGAAGAUGUGUGGAUUGAGAUGA
Molecule: messenger RNA, 1653 nt
Organism: Xylaria bambusicola
Lineage: Eukaryota; Fungi; Ascomycota; Sordariomycetes; Xylariales; Xylariaceae
Product: major facilitator superfamily transporter
Exons: 7
Coding region: 1-1653 (550 amino acids)
Biological process (GO): transmembrane transport
Molecular function (GO): transmembrane transporter activity
Source: RefSeq, a predicted model, not a curated record